GGCAGGAUCUGGAGCUGAGCUGUUUUAGCGGCGCCGCUGCCGCUUAUCUUCCUCUCACAGGAAGUGAGUGGCCCUUUCCCGCAGACUCCAACAUGGCCAGAGGAGCAAAGAAGCACCUGAAGCGCGUAGCAGCGCCCAACCAUUGGAUGCUUGAUAAGCUGACUGGAGUGUUUGCUCCUCGUCCAUCCACCGGUCCCCACAAGCUGAGGGAAUGUCUGCCCCUCAUCAUCUUUCUGAGGAACCGGCUAAAGUACGCUCUGACUGGAGAUGAGGUCAAGAAGAUCUGCAUGCAGAGGUACAUCAAGGUUGAUGGCAAGGUCCGCACCGACAUCACCUACCCUACUGGGUUCAUGGAUGUGGUCAGCAUUGAGAAGACUGGGGAGAACUUCCGGAUGGUCUACGACAUGAAGGGUCGCUUCACUGUCCAUCGCAUCACCAAUGAGGAGGCCAAGUACAAGUUGUGCAAGGUCAGGAAAAUCCUCAUUGGCACCAAGGGAAUCCCUCACCUGGUGACCCAUGAUGCCCGCACCAUCCGCUACCCUGACCCAAUGAUCAAGGCCAAUGACACAAUCCGCAUUGAUCUGGAGACUGGCAAGAUCACAGACUUUGUGAAGUUUGACACAGGUAACAUUUGCAUGGUAACAGGAGGUGCUAACUUGGGGCGUAUUGGUGUGAUCGUCAACAGAGAGAGGCACCCCGGCUCCUUUGAUGUAGUGCACGUUAAGGACACCACUGGCAACAGCUUCGCCACCAGGCUUUCCAACAUCUUUGUCAUUGGCAAGGGCAACAAGCCAUGGAUCUCCAUCCCUCGUGGAAAGGGUAUCCGCCUGACCAUUGCCGAGGAGAGAGACAAGAGACUGGCUGCCAAGCAGAGCAGCAACUAAGUCCAUUUCGGACUGGCUCCCAUCCUUUUGAAUUUAAAAUAAAAAAAUUGACCACAAUAA
Messenger RNA from Astyanax mexicanus (Mexican tetra), 944 nucleotides. It is a transcript of the gene rps4x, whose product is annotated as ribosomal protein S4 X-linked. The record is from RefSeq and is a predicted model, not a curated record. Gene Ontology annotation, cellular component: cytosolic small ribosomal subunit; ribosome. NCBI's taxonomy places the organism in Eukaryota, Metazoa, Chordata, Actinopteri, Characiformes, Acestrorhamphidae. Gene Ontology annotation, molecular function: structural constituent of ribosome; RNA binding. The transcript is spliced from 7 exons. Gene Ontology annotation, biological process: translation. Bases 93 to 884 code for a protein of 263 amino acids.